AUGCGCCUUACAUUGGCUGAUGCUGGUGAUUCGAUCGAAGAUGCUAAUUUUGAUGAAAAGAAUGCUGAUGCACAACUUCGUCGUCUUUAUACAUUUGUUGAUUGGGCCAAACAAAUUCUUAAUGUUUCGAAUACAGGUCUUAAUAACAAUUCUGAAAAUACAACGAUUAAUUCGAAACAACAACUAAUCUAUCAAACAAAUGAAAAUGAACCGAUGAAUUAUUUUGAUCGUAUUUUCGAAGCUGAAAUCAAUCGUGCCAUUUUACUUACAGAAGAUGCUUACGAAAAUAUGUUGUACAAAGAAGUGUUGAAAAGUGGUUUUUUUCAACUUCAAAUAGCUCGAGACAAUUAUCGAGAACUUUGUUCAGGAUGUGAAAAAAUGAGUUUUCCAUUACUCAAACGUUUCAUUGAAAUACAAACACUACUCUUAGCUCCAAUUUGUCCACAUAUUUGUGAUUAUGUUUAUCAAUUGUUACAUCCAAAUCAGUCAAUUAUGAAAGCUCAUUGGCCAACAGCUGGCCAAGUUGAUCAAUCAUUGAUCGAUUCGUGUAAUUAUCUUUUGGAUACUGUACAUGAUUUUCGUAAACGUCUCGAUAGAUUCAUAUCAGUACAACAGGGUAAAAAAUCUAAAUCACAACAACAACAUGAAAUGAUCAAAAAUCAACCAAAUCAUGCGACAAUUCUUGUUGCUCGUGCUCAUUCUUCAUGGCAAACAUUUAUUCUCAAUGAACUCAAACAAAUUUUUCUAGAAAAAAAUUCAUUUCCAGAUAAUAAGAUUCUAUUGAUGCAUUUCAAAGAUCGACCAGAAAUUGGUACAAAAUAUUUCGAAAAAACAAUGCCUUUUGUUUCUUAUUGUCAACAAUUAGUCAAGAAUGCAAAUUAUAAUAUUAACGUAUUAAAUCAACAUUUGACAUUUGAUGAAUAUGAAACUCUUGUCUAUAAUCAAGAAUAUAUAAAACGAUCAUUGAAACUCGAUCAACUCGAUAUCAAAUCGAUAGGUGAUGAAAAUAUUAAAGAAACAAUGAUGAAUACUACCAAUCUAGAAGAUGUUGUACCGGGUGUCGUUGAUCUUGAUCUUUCAUUACUUUGUAUUAGUCAAUUUACAUUACAUGUUGUUACAGCUCGUGGAGCACGACCUGAUUUUCAUCUUUCAAUGUCGGCCGAACAAUCGAAACAAAUGUACGAACAAUUAGUUAACAAAUUAAAACAAGAUUACAAAGAAGACCGAAUUUAUGAUGGACGUUUUGGGGCCUACAUGACAGUUGGAAUAGAAAAUGACGGACCAGUGACAAUCAUGGUGGAUAGUAAAGCAAGAAAGCCGACACAACCAAAUGGCAUUGGAUAUGGUGCUGCAGCAGCUGUUGCGUUCAAUGUUGAAUAA
Molecule: messenger RNA, 1380 nt
Organism: Rotaria sp. Silwood2
Lineage: Eukaryota; Metazoa; Rotifera; Eurotatoria; Philodinida; Philodinidae
Source: the annotation of a GenBank genome assembly